Hippopotamus amphibius kiboko is the source of this 1171-nucleotide messenger RNA. It is a transcript of the gene GPX8, whose product is annotated as glutathione peroxidase 8 (putative). Lineage: Eukaryota; Metazoa; Chordata; Mammalia; Artiodactyla; Hippopotamidae. Gene Ontology annotation, biological process: response to oxidative stress. Gene Ontology annotation, molecular function: glutathione peroxidase activity. The coding region runs from base 7 to 621 and encodes 204 amino acids. The transcript has 3 exons. The record is from RefSeq and is a predicted model, not a curated record.
UCCAAGAUGGAGCCUCUCACAGCCUACCCUCUGAGAUGUUCAGGGCCCAAAGCAAAGGUACUUGCAGUUUUGCUGUCUAUGGUUCUAUGUACAGUAAUGCUAUUUCUUCUACAACUAAAAUUCCUAAAACCUAAAAUCAACAGCUUUUAUACCUUUGAAGUGAAAGAUGCAAAUGGAAGAACGGUUUCUCUGGAAAAGUUUAAAGGCAAAGUUGCCCUAGUUGUAAACGUGGCUAGUGACUGCCAACUCACAGACAGAAAUUACUUAGCACUGCAGGAACUGCACAAAGAGUUUGGACCAUUCCACUUCAGCGUCUUGGCUUUUCCAUGCAAUCAGUUUGGAGAAUCGGAGCCCCGCCCCAGCAAGGAAGUAGUAUCUUUUGCAAGAAGUAACUUCGGAGUAACAUUCCCCAUCUUCCACAAGAUUAAGAUUCUAGGACCUGAAGCAGAACCUGCAUUUAGAUUUCUUAUUGGUUCCUCUCUUCCUCCACCCUUACCUGUACUGAUCCUCAGGAUUCUGCCACGUCCGCAUGGGCUCUCCUUACUCUGUCCCCUUUUCCUGGGUGAGCUCUCGCUCCUAAUCUCCAAAGCCUGCUCUGAUUGGGUGUCCCACAUAACCUGAAUCCUCUCAUGUACAAAAAUGAAUUUGUCACCUUUCUUCUAAAAUCUGCCUGCUUUGCUAUGUCCCCUGCUUUGAGAGCACAAGCUCUGCAAAUAGGAAGGUCUAGAUAUCAGUCCAGGCUCUAGCACUCACUAGCAUGUGACUAUGAGUCUAGGCCUCCAUUUUCCUCAUCUGCAAAAUGGGGAUAAUAAUAAUAUCCAGCGUUUACAGGGUUGCUGUAAAGAUUAAAGGAGAGGAUCCGUAUAAAGCACUGAGCAUACAUUAUUAGGCACAUAAUAAUUAUUUAUAAUUUUUCUCAUGUUAGUCAAUAAUGCACACAAAUCCUGUGAUAUAAAUUGAAAAAACUUCUACAUUUCUUGCCUAAACUAAAAUAUAUCAAAAGGAUAUCUAUAAUUAUUUAGAAUUCCUUACUAUGUAAUAUGCAACAAUAUUAAGAACAUAUAUAUAUAUAUAUAUUUACUACAAAAAGUAAUCUGUACAUUCCUAUUACCAAAGACCUCUGGAACAUCACUUUAUCUUUAAAAAAACGUUAAGAAACUGAAAGUUUUCA